This is a messenger RNA of Helicoverpa armigera (cotton bollworm), 2995 nucleotides long. It is a transcript of the gene NGR-A15, whose product is annotated as neuropeptide CCHamide-1 receptor. The transcript is spliced from 10 exons. Gene Ontology annotation, molecular function: neuropeptide receptor activity. NCBI's taxonomy places the organism in Eukaryota, Metazoa, Arthropoda, Insecta, Lepidoptera, Noctuidae. Gene Ontology annotation, cellular component: plasma membrane. The record is from RefSeq and is a predicted model, not a curated record. Gene Ontology annotation, biological process: G protein-coupled receptor signaling pathway. The coding region runs from base 442 to 1596 and encodes 384 amino acids.
GCGCGCAGUUCGGACCAACCGCGCGUCGAACGAACUUCUGACUAGGAACACACGACUAUUAGUUCCUAAUUUAUAUCAAAUAACGGUUUUUCUUCGGCCCUUUAUUUUUUUUUUUAUCGUUGUGUUGAAAAUGUAAUUACUAAAGAGUAUUUAUGUGACUAGAACUUCAGUUUGGGAAAAGUUUUGGGUUUAAUUUUUGAAGUGUUUUAUUUUGCUUAUGAACUAAUUCUAGCAGAUUUAAGCAACUUUUGGAAUAUGAAGUGUAAAGUAUUAAGUGUUAGUUAUGAUUAUAACAUUUGUUAAAUAAAUAAGUGUAUAUUUAACAUAUUAAAUUGUCUGUGAGUGACAGUGAAACUUUUGCAAAUCAACUUCACUUCAAGAACAUCUGGAUAUUGGAAGAAUAAAACUACUUGACAGGCUAAUUUAAAAAGAAUAUGCACCAUGGAGGAUUACAACGAGACUUACGACGAUAUGAUGAACAGUUCAGAAAGUUAUCAGCCGUAUUACGAACGUCCAGAAACGUACAUAGUACCCUUGAUCUUCGCCCUUAUAUUUGUUAUAGGGGUGGUGGGGAAUGGUACUCUAGUCGCCGUGUUUGUACGCCAUAAAGCUAUGAGGAAUGUGCCUAAUACGUACAUCCUCUCCCUCGCGCUAGCUGAUCUCCUGGUCAUCAUCACAUGCGUACCAUUCACGUCCAUAGUCUACACUGUGGAGUCCUGGCCAUGGGGCGCUACCGUAUGCCGUGUCUCCGAGGCGGCUAAGGAUGUCAGUAUUGGAGUGUCGGUGUUCACCCUGACGGCGCUGUCAGCUGAUCGAUACUUCGCUAUUGUGGAUCCUUUGAGGAAACUGCAUGCUACAGGAGGCAGUAAGCGAGCCACCAGACUAACGGUAGCCACAGCAAUCGGGAUCUGGAUCCUGGCAGCUGUCCUGGCCACUCCAGCGUACAUCGGCUCGUACGUGAGAGCGUUCGUCGUCAACCCCACUACACAGUUCCUAGUAUGUUACCCAUACCCAGUGGAGUGGGGAGAAGGUUACCCAAGAGGCAUCGUGCUGAUGAGAUUCCUGGUGUACUACUCCUUGCCGCUUGCCGUCAUAGCUCUGUUCUAUAUACUGAUGGCACGACAUUUGGUCCUCAGCACGCAAAAUGUUCCUGGAGAGAUGCAGGGGACUCAGAGACAGAUGCGAGCGAGAAGAAAGGUCGCCGUGACUGUGCUAGCCUUCGUCCUAGUAUUUGCCGCGUGUUUCCUGCCUUCUCACGUUUUCAUGAUGUGGUUUUAUUACUGCCCCACAGCGCAAGGGGACUACAAUGGCUGGUGGCACGCGCUGAGGAUCAUCGGCUUCUGUCUGUCCUUCCUUAACAGCUGCGUCAACCCCAUAGCCCUGUACUGCACCAGCGGCAUUUUCAGGAAACACUUUAACAGGUACCUCCUCUGUCGCAGCAGUUCGACACAUGGGCCACGAGGUUCCCUCUCGUUGUCCACUUCGAGAAGACUGCACUCCAGCAGAAAGACCAACAUCAGUAUGGUGAAUAGGACCACCAGUGUUGGCCGCGAGAGCAGCAUCAGACUUCUCAACAACGGCUCCUCAAAGCUCUGAGGAAGGAGUCGUGGCCUCAGGACCACGGCUAAUAACAACCAGGAACGUUCCAAAGAGAACUAUAGCAAAUCUUUUGUCUAUAAGACAGAUUGUAAGGCACCUUUUCCUAAGUGUUGUGAGAAUGCGAACGGCGUAACUCUUCUAGAAACUAACUUUGAUGGCAAGGAUGUUAGCAGCACUGAGAGCUUUUUCUUGCCUGUCGAUAAUUUUCGGUCGUGUUGAUUUGUAAAGCCUGUAUCUAUGUAAUAUCAGAUCUGAAAGUAACUUGACCAUUAGUAUUGCAUUUCUAAUUGUUUUUUCCUGCUUUUCUAAUUGUUGGAAAGUUAUUUUGAUUAGGUAUUACUUGGUUGGUUAUUUGGAGUUACAAAAAUUUUAACAGCAUCUGUGCAUCUUACAAACUCUAAACUGUUAGCUGUUUUGUGACCAUGAACAAUAAUGUACUUUUCAGGAUAAGUAUGUGGAAAUAUAUGGCAGUAUACAAAAAUAUUGAAUACAUUUGUCGGUGAAACAAGUGCCUAUCGAGUCAGGCUUUCAAAAAUUGACACAGAAAAUGUAAAAGAGCAGUAACGUAUUCUAAUUUAUGAAUUAAAUUAGAAUUGCAUACUAGGUAUAUAAUUUUAUGUAUUCAUACCAAAAGUAACAUAGCGCCUGAAGAAAAUAGUAAAGCAAACUUUUAGGUACUGAAGUUCUUGUUGCUUUAUUUAUCUCUAAAGAUAGAAAACCGGAUGGAUCGAUUGUAAUAAUUCCCAGGUAAACGGUAUAAUACCAUUUUAUAUUAGUGUCUCAUUUGUUUAUUAUGAUAUUUUAUACUGUCUAAACGUUACUGUAACUAUUAGAAAAGUUAUUUUUGUUCUUAAAAAGCUCUUAAUUGUCUAGCAAAUUACAUUACAUAUCCAAACGAUGUAAAUACAAUAAAAUAGCCGUUGAAUAUGUAUAAAUGGAAAUUAUUGAAAUUAAUUUAGACUUAAAUAACUUAACAAACUGUAAACAAUGUAAUUAUUGUAAAUAAUACAGUCUUAGACAUUAAAAAACUAAUAAUAAUGUGUAACAAGAAAUAUUUUAAACCUUGAUUUAUUUUAAGUGCAAAUUGGCCUUCUUAUUUAUCCUAAGUAUGGCUAAAACUAUGCUGAAUUUCAGUUUGUUUAUUACCUACGUGUAUAAGCUACUUUUUAUCCAUGUGGGGAGGUACAUAGGUCCUCCGGGAGGUACCUCGGGCGGAAGCUAGUCAUUCAUUAGUUGUAAAAUUCGAGUGUCAAUCUCGAAACACACAAUUUAUUGUAUUUCUUGUCUAGUCAUAAUUUGCAUCCUACUCUUUUGUACUAAUGUUUGUAUAUAAAAUCUGUUGAAUUUAAUUAAAAUGAUUAAUAAUAAAACAUUAAUAAAUUAUAGUUUUGAAUAA